UUCUCACGCCAAAUUUGCAUUUCUUUAUUUGAAAGAUACGCUUGGUUAAUUAAAGCAACACCAAGUUCACCCAAACAGUUCACAAGUAUUGCGACAAAGAAGCUUUCAAACUUCACUGAAGUGGAUAGCUCAAUAGAGUGCAACAAUGAAAUGCUUUUAAUUGCCCAUGCAAGACAUGCAGACAUCUGAAAUAAAACGCUCUGUAAAUGAGAGCAGCUGGGGUUAUUCGUUCAUGUGUACAACAAUAAAAAUAUGCAAACGAAGCUAUUAACGAGGAUAAAACAUAACUAGCCGGCCUCUAAUGGAAGUUUCCGGGCGCUCUGAGGAUCGCAACAAGCUAAAAACAUCCUUCAUACGCGAAAACAAUACUAACGAACUCUUAAAAGUUAAAAAAAACUCUUGACCGGUAACUAAUUUUCAUUAUUUAGGUCAUGGUUUGUCGCAUAGUUUCAAACGGUUUCUUAUUUAAAUUACGUCACUAUUUCAUCAAAGUCGUGAAGUCUGAACAUUUCGACGACGUAAUGAGCUGUUUGCGACGGCGGUUCUGUUACCAACUAUCUCCUUUCCUCGUAAAUAUUGAUUGAGUUAGCUUCGUUGUUGUCUCUUACCAGAUAGUGCGCAGUUAAUUAAAGUCCAUUCGUACUUAACAGGUCAACGAAAUAACUCUUGUUGACAUGAUGAGUAACGCAGGAAUUUCAAGAGCAAAGACAACUGGGGAACACACAUUUGUCAGUUCACGGGCUAGAACGCUUCAACCACAAGCAAAUCGACCAAUGCUGUGCACAACAGAUGAUCUUCACCGAUGUCUGUACAAGCGCGAUGAAGUAAUCGUUGUGAGCAAGGAAGAUUUUAGAACUUCCCUUCAACACAAAGAAGAAGUCCACAGCUACUGGUGCAAAGGAUGCCGCCAAGAGCGCACUGAGCAGUGUCAAUUGCACGGUCCUCAUCAAACAUUUAAACUAACAAGGACGGUAAACAACAAUAACAACAUAAACAACAGCGCCGUGGGAUUACCAAGCGCAGUGGAGUCGUUUCCAAAUGAAGUGGGCCUGUGUAUAUCAGGUAUUCCUGGGGUGGGGUACGGUGUUUGCGCUAAUCAGACUAUUCCACUGGGCACGUGGAUUGGACCAUAUGAGGGGGAACUGGUACGACCUGAAGAGGUGCUGUCUGGAACAGAUACCUCGUACAUGUGGGAGAUAUUUCAUGAAGGACAGUUACUUUACUACAUUGAUGGACGCGAUGAAAACAAAUCAAGUUGGAUGAGAUACAUUCGCUGCGCACGACACAGAGGCGAACAAAACAUGUUUGCAUUCCAGUAUUGCGGUCACAUCUACUACCGAGCCUUCCAGGACAUCCCCGCCACGACAGAACUGCUGGUUUGGUAUGACGAUAAGUACCCGCAGUAUAUGGGCAUCCCGCUGGAAAUAUGCGAAACGUCCCCCCACAACCCUGUUGAUCCGAGACAGCACCCUGAAAUGGUAGUCGUUGUACCCCACGACACUUCUAACCCAGGGACCUCUUAUUCACACCUGCCUUCGUCCAGGCCCCUGGUAGAUAAUCUACAAUCUUUACCCAGCCCUCGCUCGACACAAGUCAGGCUCUCGCCAUCAUCACGCGAUCACUUACGUGAUCGGUCACUCAAUGCGUCGCAUAUCAUGCGAAACUUGACUCGAACUGUUUAUCAAGGAAGUGAAACUUUGCGUGCAACUUUACCAACAGAGGGUCACAAACGUGCGCGCCACGCUUCAUGGGUGAACGAUGGAGCACCUUUACAAUUCAGUGCGCCAGUGACUGAUAAUUCUGUUUCUUUUUCGGAAGAUCUCCGCUUCACACGUGAAAACCAAGCUGUAUCUUUUGGACAAAGAAGUGGCAUUACGCGUAACACGCAGACGAAUGGUCAUCAUGACGUCACAUCUUCUAAGGAACUGCAUGCUACGAACACAAUGGUUCCGCUGACAACAGCUGAAAAGAGGCAGUCAAGAUCUGGAGAUGAAGAACGUAAUAGUUCAGAUGGUUCGGAUGCAAACUGUGGACAGUGCGGCAGGUCAUUCGCCCAGCGCUCAGUUCUUCAGAUUCAUGUCUGUCCCAACAGGCCGCACAAACCCUAUCACUGUGGUCACUGUAAUCAGUCCUUUGACAAUCCAAACGAGCUGCGCACGCAUGCUGUCAUUCACGUUGGCGAGAAACCAUUCAAGUGCGGCUAUUGUGAUCGAUCAUUCGCGGGAGCAACGACUCUUCACAACCACGUGCGCACGCACACUGGCGAAAAACCAUUUACAUGCGAGAGAUGCGGAAAGAAUUUUACCCAGGCCUCACAGCUACAUAAGCACGAGGGACUACCGGGAGACUGUGUUCCAUACGAAGGCCUGCCUGAGUAGAAGGUCUAAGACAUUCGGACUGAAGAGAAAAACCUCAAUAAACCGACAACCAAAGAACAAUGCGAACCUGCCAGCUAGAGCCAGUCAUACAGGAAGCCGAUUUGAAGUCGAUUUUAAUGACAAGGGACUUGUCUCUAUAGAAAUUUAUAUAGUUAAAAGUUUUAAAAGAGAGCACCGAUGCUUUGGCUUUUAUUUAAGCUUUGCUUAGCGAUAAGAUGUGUGUGAACAACGAUAAACGAUACCUAACAAUAUAAAUACAACCCAAGCAUUUCAAUGUUAUCUAUUCUACUUGUGUUAAAUUCUCCAGCCUUAAUAAAUGCCACUAUGAUUAUUACAUAAGAAAUACAAAUUGUCCAGGUCUGGCAUGAUUUACAAUUAGCAUACGCCUGGUGGCUUAGAGGAGGGUACUCGAGAGUAAACUAACAGGGAGGUACAAGGGAGAACUUUGUGAGUAUGGGACUGGCAAUUUUUAAAAGUUUUGUAUUUUCUGGAACAAAGUUUUGUCGGUAUUUUUGGUGCAUGACACUUAAAAUGUUAAACGGGGUGUUCGCCAGGGCGACCCACUCUCGCCAUCUCUUUUCAUAAUAGUACUCGAAUUAUGACACUUAAUAUUUUGUUUUUAGGUUUAGUUUAACAUUAACGUCCUUUAUGAAGUUAUUUAUGAUGGUUCUGAUGAGGUAGUUCAAUUAAAAAGUUGACAGGGGUUUCGCUUUAUAUAUAUAUUUUGCGUAUUUGAAAUCACGGUUGCAUUCCCUUGUUCAAAUUUUAAAACAAUUAGAUUACGAGCUCGAGAUUUCU
This is a messenger RNA of Orbicella faveolata, 3176 nucleotides long. RefSeq lists its product as uncharacterized. The record is from RefSeq and is a predicted model, not a curated record. Gene Ontology annotation, cellular component: nucleus. Lineage: Eukaryota; Metazoa; Cnidaria; Anthozoa; Scleractinia; Merulinidae. Gene Ontology annotation, biological process: regulation of gene expression. Gene Ontology annotation, molecular function: protein binding.